ACAGGUUCAUUUGAUGGAGGAUUAAGUUUCCCUGCUGUUCCACAAGAGGUCAGAGCAGUCCAAACUGACACUUUGUUCUGUACUAUCAGUGUAUGAAUAUCACUGAUUUCUUACCAAUGAAAACAGUGACCUUUCAUAGUAGGAACUCUUUUUUUUUUUUUUGUUUUUUUUUUUGAGAAAAUAUUCACACCUUUGUAUUUCAAUGUGUAUCUUGUUGUUUAAUCAUGAACUUGGUGAAAUUACUAGAAAGCUAGUGAAAAUCAUAAACAUCAAGAAGAGCAGAUAGUAUGGUUCUAGUUAGUGGCAUCUUACCAGUAGAACCAGCAGGAUGUGAUGGAACUGGCCUCCCAUAAAACAGAUGUGGGACAAAAUGUAAAAAAAGAGUAUGCUUUGAUAAACAUGCAUGACUUUCUAUCUAUUUAUCUUAACGUAUCUGUAGAGUUCACAUGAUAAAAAGCAAAAGCAGCCAAAGUCAAUUAAAGGCACAUUUAUGAUUAAUAUUCCUCAUUAACAAAUCUAAUUAUUUCAAGGAACACAUACAUAAUAAACUUUGUUGUUGAGCCAGUUCAUUCAUUCUUACUGUGAGCAGGUGGGCUGGAUAAGAGUGCCUCACUUUCACAGAAGAAGGAGUUGUUCAACCAGAUUUCAGUGUUCAAUACAACUGUGUGUCGGUGGAGAGCUAUUGUUGUCUAACAGACGCAGUGGAAGAUUGUAACUGACGGUCCCCAUGUGGAGUUAUUCUUACCUAACUUCAAAGGAUGAGUUGUCUUAAGAAUUUUACAAAUCGAGUCCAGACAUUAAAGAAUCAGUUAUUAAAACAGACCGCAGACAGAAACUCAUGCAGCGAAGGUCAACAGACGGUAAGUUUUCCAAAUGAAAUAUAUGUUUCUCUUUUUGCACUCAUAUUCAAAACAGGUAAAAUAUUAAUAUUUUCAGUGGGGUUGGGGGGGAUUCCUCUGGCCAGGAAGAUGUGUUAUGCUGUGGGUGGGGUCCCAUAUCAGAUUACCAGAAUAGCUAUAAGUGUUUCCAUGCAGAUUUUCCUUCUGGAUCUUGUGCAGAUGGAGGCCUUCUAUGUUUCCAUGAUUUUGUUUGUGAGUCAUGCCUGGGAUGCUGUGACUGACCCUCUGGUUGGAUAUCUGGUGAGCCGCAGUAACUGGACACCCAUCGGCAAACUAACUCCAUGGCUAGUUCUUUCCACUCCGUUUGGUGUCCUGUCCUAUCUGCUGCUAUGGUUUGUGCCACAGGGUUCAAUGUCUCAGGAUCUCUGUGUGCUGUGGUUCCUCACAGCAGCCUGCUUGUUCGAGACCCUCAUGAGUUGCUACAACGUUCCUUACCUCUCACUCAACAUGUUCCUGGGGGGAGAUCACAGGGACAGAGACUCUGCCACAGCCUACAGGAUGAGUGUGGAGAUGGUGGCGAUGCUGUUGGCUUCGGUAAUUCAAGGUCAAGUUGUAGCUGUGUACAACACAGAAAAACAAGAGGCCUGCCAACAUCUGGACCAUGAAACACCUCAAAGCACAUCUUUACCAAAUACUGCAUCUCUUCCAGAAACACAAAAGGCUUUUCUGACCUCAGCUCUGGUCAUGGGCGCCUUGUUUUUCCUCUGCAGCCUGGUUCUCUUCCUGGGAGUGAAGGAGCAGAAGGCCCCUCUCUGCUCUGAUGACAGAGUACGACCGUCCUAUCUGAAUUCGCUAAAGAUGCUGAUAUGUCACAUGCCUUACCAACGACUGGUGCUUGGUUUUGUGUUCAGUGCACUUGCAUUUCAGAUGUCCUUGGGUAAUUUUGCACUUUUUUGCAGUCAUGCAGCUGGGCUUGGAGCCCAGUUCCAGCACCUCCUACUGGUUCUUCUGACUGCCGCCUCAAUAGCAGUCCCUCUGUGGCAAACAGUUCUUCUGAGAAUAGGAAAAAAGGCCACAGUUUUCAUCGGACUAUCACUCUUCAUCCCAGCAGUGAUUAUAGUUGCCUGUGUUCCCGGUAACCUGCCAGUCUUCAUGACUAUGUGCAUUCUGAUGGGAUUCAGUGUGGCGACCUUAUUUUUGCUACCCUGGUCUAUGCUCCCAGAUGUGGUGGAGGAUUUUGCUGUGAGACAUCCCGCCUGCAAAGACCUGGAGCCUCUGUUUUUCUCCUGUUAUGCCUUCUGCAGCAAGCUGGCGGGAGGCCUGUCUGUUGGGAUCUCAACCAUGACAUUACAGUUUGUGGGCUACAGAGCGGGUGCAUGUAACCAUGGUGACGGAGUGGUGACGGCUUUGAUUGUGCUGUUCUCACCAGUUCCUAUUGCACUUCUGCUGAUAGGAAUGGUCUUUUUUCGCUCCUACCCAAUCAAUGAGAGGCUGCUCUGGGAACAACUGACCACAGUCUAGUAAG
This is a messenger RNA of Micropterus salmoides (largemouth bass), 2364 nucleotides long. RefSeq names its product major facilitator superfamily domain containing 2a-like 2 (gene mfsd2al2). Gene Ontology annotation, cellular component: membrane. The transcript is spliced from 13 exons. Bases 759 to 2360 code for a protein of 533 amino acids. The record is from RefSeq and is a predicted model, not a curated record. Lineage: Eukaryota; Metazoa; Chordata; Actinopteri; Centrarchiformes; Centrarchidae. Gene Ontology annotation, molecular function: symporter activity. Gene Ontology annotation, biological process: carbohydrate transport.